Dufourea novaeangliae is the source of this 1744-nucleotide messenger RNA. RefSeq names its product acetyl-coenzyme A synthetase (gene AcCoAS). Gene Ontology annotation, molecular function: AMP binding; acetyl-CoA synthetase activity. Bases 46 to 1671 code for a protein of 541 amino acids. Lineage: Eukaryota; Metazoa; Arthropoda; Insecta; Hymenoptera; Halictidae. The transcript is spliced from 9 exons. The record is from RefSeq and is a predicted model, not a curated record.
CUGAAAUCGAAGGGAGUGACGAAAGGAGAUCGUGUCGCGAUUUAUAUGCCAAUGAUCCUGGAGCUUCCUGUUGCUAUGUUAGCUUGCACCAGGAUAGGUGCCAUUCACAGUGUAGUGUUUGCAGGAUAUUCGUCGGAUUCGUUAGCGGACCGUAUCUUGGAUUCGAAGGCGAAGGUUUUGAUUACGACCGACGGCGUGUGGAGAGGGGAAAAGCUCCUUCUGUUGAAGGCCAUCUGUGAUGAAGCUUUAAACAGGGUUAAGAACAAUGGCCACAUGGUCGAGUGUUGCGUAGUGGUCUCCCACCUGAGGAGAGUCAGUAGUCCAAAACAAAAAACAAGCGCAGUGGGUGGAAAGGCAAAUGGCGUGAAUGGUAAAAGCGAUGGAAACGGCAUAGCGGGUCCACAGAUUCCAUGGGACGACGAUCGAGACGUUUGGUGGCACGAGGAAAUGGAGGACGCGGAGGAUAAGUGUUAUCCCGUGUGGAUGAAUGCGGAGGAUCCACUGUUUAUUUUGUACACGAGUGGCUCCACGGGAAAACCAAAAGGCGUUCUCCACACCACGGCUGGUUACUUAAUUUAUGCGGCCACGACAUUCAAAUACGUCUUUGAUUACCAUCCCGCUGAUGUAUACUGGUGCACGGCUGACGUUGGAUGGAUCACUGGCCAUACUUACGUAGUGUACGGUCCCUUGGCGAACGCAGCUACUUCCGUUAUCUUUGAAGGCACACCCUUUUACCCGGACAACGACCGUUAUUGGUCCGUCGUCGACAAGUACAAAGUCACGCAAUUUUACACGGCACCGACCGCCAUCAGAUCGUUGAUGAAAUUCGGGGACGAUUUGGUGAAGAAGCAUAAUUUAUCGACUUUAAAGGUAUUGGGUUCAGUCGGUGAGCCGAUCAAUCCCGAAGCUUGGCUUUGGUUCUACAAUCUUGUUGGUCAUGGAAAGUGUAGCAUAGCCGACACGUUCUGGCAAACGGAAACCGGAGGUCACGUGAUCACUCCACUGCCCGGUGCUACGCCAAUGAAACCAGGAUCUGCGUCGUUUCCUUUCUUCGGGGUCUUACCAGAGCUCUUGGACGAAGAUGGCCGAUUGAUCGAAGGCGAAGGAGAGGGAUACCUAGUUUUCCGUCAACCAUGGCCAGGAAUGAUGAGGACCCUUUACGGGAACCAUCAACGCUUCCAAAACACUUACUUCGAUCGAUUCCAUGGAUACUAUUGCACAGGCGAUGGUGCUAAACGUGAUGCUGAUGGCUAUCUGUGGAUAACCGGCCGCAUCGACGACAUGUUGAACGUUUCCGGUCAUCUAAUGUCCACUGCGGAAGUAGAGAGCGUGUUGACUGAACAUUCAUCGGUAGCUGAAGCAGCGGUAGUCAGUAAACCACAUGCUGUGAAAGGACAAUGCCUCUAUUGUUUCAUAACACCAAAUGAGGGUAAAUCGUUUGAUAAAAAGCUUCAAGACGACCUGAAAAAGAAAGUGCGCGAGAAAAUCGGUCCUUUCGCGCAACCGGAUGUCGUCCAACACGCGCCAGGGCUGCCGAAGACGCGGUCGGGCAAGAUCAUGAGACGGAUCCUCAGGAAGAUCGCGGCAGGGGAUAGAAACGUCGGGGACGUCUCGACGUUAGCCGACGAGAGCAUCGUCGACGUCCUUUUUCAACUCAGGCCUCAGGUUUAAAGAAGCCUCGACGACUUAGCCAUCUCCGGAGAAUCUCGUGAAAUGUAGUAAUUUAGACAAAGAAAGAGAAACC